GUUUUUCUUUGUCUUUGUUCUGCCCCUUGCCUCUUUCCCCUUUCUGCACAACUUCCCUUCCUUUCGUUAUGUCGUCCAGCGCUCCCACGAUGGCCGUGCCUCCGCCUCCCGCCUCUGCCGCGCAGCACGACGACGGCCACUGCAAGGUGCACGCGCACAUCCCCACCAUGAACCGCACCGAGACCUUCAAGAAGGUGACGGCCGCCUCGGGGCAGACGGGAGACGAAGCACAACGCAUCGUCGAGGUCAGCGAGCGGGGAAGCGACAGUCAGGAGGGAGAAACCACUGUGUUCCUCCGUGAUUGGUAUGUCUCUCUGUCUGUGUUGCCCUGUCCUCUGUUCCUGUCAGCUGUUGCGUCAUUGGGACAGCGACAAGGACGGUUUGUUCAGCGUUGAGAACGUGCUGCAAGCGGCGCAGACGGUGCUCAAGGAGCAGCGCCGGAACAGGAUGCUCCGUUGGGUAGUGGUUGGUGUGCUGGUGGCCUACAUCGUCACGCUGGCCCUCCUUCUCGGUAUCACCUACGGCGCCAUCGAGAUGGCCAAGGACGCCAAGCCCGACGAGGACGCAGUGCUCAGAGCCACGCACCUCGCCAACAAGGACGUCGUCCGUAAGCUAACAGCACGACACACGGGAUAGCUGACAUCACGACACACGGGAUAGAGCAGCAGAUGUUGUCGGUGCGUGGUGUUUCAGGCACCAAGAGCAAGGUCGACGUGUGGAGUCCGUUUGACGUGGUCGACAAGUCGCUCGCCGACAUGGAAAAGGUACGCGCAUAG
Molecule: messenger RNA, 776 nt
Organism: Vitrella brassicaformis
Lineage: Eukaryota; Vitrellaceae
Source: the annotation of a GenBank genome assembly